This is a messenger RNA of Scleropages formosus (Asian bonytongue), 1630 nucleotides long. It is a transcript of the gene ctns, whose product is annotated as cystinosin, lysosomal cystine transporter. Gene Ontology annotation, cellular component: lysosomal membrane. NCBI's taxonomy places the organism in Eukaryota, Metazoa, Chordata, Actinopteri, Osteoglossiformes, Osteoglossidae. The record is from RefSeq and is a predicted model, not a curated record. The coding region runs from base 220 to 1335 and encodes 371 amino acids. Gene Ontology annotation, biological process: L-cystine transport. The transcript is spliced from 11 exons. Gene Ontology annotation, molecular function: L-cystine transmembrane transporter activity.
ACAUGAUCAGCACGACUGACGCGGAAGGCAUGUUUAACACAGGACAACGUGAACGUAGUGCUAAGUUUAUACAUUGGAAAUCUCACGCUGCUGCUUUGUUUUGACACAGAGUUUCAGGAGUCUCUGUGCACCUUUACCUGUGGACUGGACUGGACUGGAUUGGACUGAACUAGACUAGACUGGACUGGACUGGGGGACGGGUGUCCCUCCACUGCCAAGAUGUCUGCAGCUCCAUUCUUCCCAGUGCUCCUGCUCACACUGGCAGCCAUACUCAUGUGUGAUGCCAAACUGAGCCUGUCUGCUUCAUCCACAGUGAAUUUACCACAGAACACUUCAAAAAAUGUACCUUUUUACUCCAGUGCUCCACUGAACAGCACAGUUAUUCUGCAUUUUAAUAUUAUCUACUCCUCUAAAAAUGUCAGUAGUAUUGUUCAUCUGCCUGAUCAGGUUGUGUUGCCUGCAGAAACCACAUCCAGCAGCUUUGAAGUGUAUGCAAAAAGUGUGGGUCAAGUAACAGCUUGUUUGUGCAGCAACAGCAGUGACCUGAUAGGCUUUUCAGCCAGGAUCCGCUUUCUGGUUGUCCGAAGCCACGUCCUUGAGAUAAUCAACCAGAUUAUAGGAUGGAUUUACUUCCUGGCAUGGUCAAUUUCAUUCUACCCACAAGUAUAUGAGAACUGGAAAAGAAAAAGUGUGGUGGGGCUGAACUUCGAUUUCCUAGCACUCAACCUCACAGGAUUUAUUGCCUAUAGUGUUUUUAAUGUUGGCCUCUUCUGGGUCCCAUAUAUGCAGGAGGAGUUCUUGAAGAGAGAUCCUAAUGGCGUGAUCCCUGUGGAUGCUAAUGAUGUGUUUUUCAGUCUCCAUGCUGUGGUACUGACUCUGAUAUACAUCUGCCAAUGUGCCAUUUAUGAGAGAGGGGGGCAGAAGGUGUCAAAGGUGGCUAUUUUCUUGCUGGUGGUUGGUUGGACAUUUGCUUUGGUCACCCUUUUUGUUGCGGUGGCCGGUAAGAUCACCUGGCUCACCUACUUGUAUUACUUCUCCUACAUCAAGUUAGGUGUCACUUUGGUCAAGUAUAUACCACAGGCGUACAUGAACUACAAGAGACAAAGCACAGAAGGAUGGAGUAUUGGCAAUGUCCUGCUGGACUUCACUGGGGGAAGCUUUAGUCUCCUCCAGAUGUUCCUAGAGUCCUACAACAAUGAUGAAUGGCGACUGAUUUUUGGGGAUCCCACAAAGUUUGGAUUGGGUGUGUUCUCUAUACUUUUUGAUGUGUUAUUUAUAGUUCAGCACUACUGCCUAUAUAGAAAACAAGCCCCACCAUAUCAGACAAUAGAAUAAGAGUCUACACAUUGUGCUGCUCACUGGGGCGAAGCAGAUGAGUGACAGUUUGAAUCAGGGACUCUCACUGUUACAAUGGAGUGAAGCACUACUGUGGAAAAUACCAACAGUCAUUCAAUCACAUUUUGUUUGAUUAAUCUGAACUGUAAGGCAAUGAUCUCUUUUUCUAAAGGACAAAGGCAAAUAGUUCUAGCUCAGAAAAUAUGAAUGAUAUUGCAAUUAAACAUCAGCCUUUUACAAAGUAGCAGUCUUUUCUAUAUUUUUAGUACAAGUGAUAAGAUUUAAAAAUCAAAUU